Penicillium odoratum is the source of this 2160-nucleotide messenger RNA. RefSeq lists its product as uncharacterized. NCBI's taxonomy places the organism in Eukaryota, Fungi, Ascomycota, Eurotiomycetes, Eurotiales, Aspergillaceae. The coding region runs from base 1 to 2160 and encodes 719 amino acids. The transcript has 4 exons. Gene Ontology annotation, molecular function: carboxy-lyase activity; zinc ion binding; DNA-binding transcription factor activity, RNA polymerase II-specific. Gene Ontology annotation, biological process: DNA-templated transcription; regulation of DNA-templated transcription. The record is from RefSeq and is a predicted model, not a curated record.
AUGCCGACGUAUCCCAUCCGCCGCCGGCCACGCGAGUGCAAGACCUGCUUGCCAUGUCGCGCCAGUAAAGUCCGCUGCGAUCGCGAAGACCCCUGCGGGAAUUGUGUCAAGCGGAAUUUCACCUGUUCCUACGGUCGCCCGCCAUCCACCAAACCAUCGGCCCCGGUCCCUCUCCACCCAUCCUCCACGCCGCUCCAGCCGUCUUUUGCAUCGCCCGCUACUGCGCCAUCUUACACAUACAGCCAACAAGAUACCUCAUACGUCGGCCCGUCUUCCGGGACUGGCGAUGAUCAUGAUCAGGAUCAGGAUUUGGACCUUCCGGAGGUCAUCGAUAUCUCGCAGGUCGAGUGGGACGAGAUAAAUUCCAAGAUGGCGGCCAUGGAACAGAUCCUUGGGAGUCUGCAUUCUCUCUUCGAGGCUCACUCGCAUAAGCAAAGGGAGGAUCGGAGUAUGGAGCGCAAAAAUUCCACCCGGUCGGAGGGUGUCUACGGGUCGAAUGUGUUGAAGACUGGUGCUGUCCAUCUUGGCGCGAGGUCUGCGCUGGUGGAUAUCCUGGACAAAUCCAAGAACUCGGAGGAUACAGCGCAGGCGCUACCCCAAGAGGAUCUGCUUGCUGACCUGGCACUGGGCAAUGAGUCGGUCGCGUAUCCAUUCGUGGAUCUUUGGUCGUCGGAUCCGUACACGUUUAACAUUGCGGGAGUGUGUUCGGUUCUUCCGGACGAUGAUCUUUGUUGGAGAUUCGUUAAGUUCUAUAAAGAUAUCGGUGCGGUGUUGUACCCUGUACUACCAGAUCUUGACAAGAUCGAACGACAGACGAAUCAAAUACUUUUGGGAAGGCAACAGGCCGGUGGUGUCUAUAAACCAGACGCCAAUGGAUUAGUCAAACCCUUCGGGAUGGACUUGCCCUUCCUCAGCUUACUUUUUGCCAUUCUUGCCUCGGGAUGUCAAUUGUCCGAUCUCCCGGGGCGCGACCGUGAGCUGACAUCAUGGGUAUACGUGUCAUGCGCAUAUCAGUGCUUGCGGAUGAUCAAUUACGUUUCGCAACCCACAGUAGAGGUUAUACAGAUUCUACUCAUUAUCAGCAAUGUAUUAUCAUAUAACAUGAACGCCGGUUCGUCCUACACAUUACUCGGCAUGACAGAACGGUUAUGUCUCGUUCUCGGUCUUCAUGUCGAAACGACCGGACUCUCAUCUGAAGAGCAAGCCGUUCGACGGCGUGUGUGGUGGGCGAUGGCUUUCCAGAACAGCCACUUUUCACUUGCUUAUGAUCGACCUUCAAUCACGAUGGUCAGCCAACCCGACAUUCCAUUUGAUCGUAAAUCAAUGCCGGGGCAUCGAUCCCACGUUGAAACCAUGUGUCGGAUCGUAUCGCUUGCAUUGGAAUUAUUACGGUCGCGAAUGGACUCGAAUCAUUCUCACACCAAGUUCCAUGACAUUCAAGAAUACAAACACCGGAUCCAGCGCACCCUUCUCGACGCCGCGCCACACCUGCGUCAUCGAGAACAUUGCCGAACGCUAGCCGAUCAUAUCGAACGGACGGAGCUGCGACUUCACUCCUCAUAUCUUCUUUCAGUCAUAUGUCGAGUUUCAUUAGAUUCGCAUGCACAUUUAGAUCCACAGCGUCGAAAACUGGUUCGGGAAGACUGUAUUAGCAGCCUGAUUAACACGGUAGAUGCAUUCGUGGAAUUGCACGAAAUCAAUUCACAUUGCUCUCGGUCCUGGAUUAGUCUGCAAAGGUCCAUUGCCUCGGCAUUCUUGCUGAUCACCAAUGACGAUAGCCCUCGGACCUGGGAACUCAUUGACCGUCUGGAGAAGGUCUUAGGCGAACAUGUUUACGCAGACGGUGCUGCCGACCAUAACAAUCGCACUGAUUCCGCCAAGCAUCUCGCCUCGUCUCUUCGUGCCUUACGUGAGAUCCGAAAAGCGUUCCGCGUCCGCAAACCUGCGGCUGCCCCAGCUCAAGGCCAAUACCAAACCUGCUCACCACUGGUAUUGCCUUCCCCUCCAUCAAUCGUCACCACUCCCGAACUCCCUCCAACAUUUGCAAAUGCUGGCAAUUCCGGACUUUCCAUGGAUGGUUGGAGUAUGCGCAACAUCCUAGGUCGCGUGUCAGAUGUCAUGCUGUUCCCAAGCAUGAGUGGACAAAGCCCAGCUGUAUAG